AUGCACUUUAAUAUCCACUCGUAUCAAACCUGCCAGCUAGCUACCUUAGGCUUCUACGGCGAUCCCAUUGUUAUCUCAUGGCCUGGAGCACAAAUAAGCCGCAUCACCAGUCCUACCUCACUUUGCCUUCAAGAUCUAAGUCUUCACAGAAUCACCACCAGCAUCAUGCAUCUCGCAGCCGUAGCCACUCUUUUUGCGCUCGCCAGUGUGGCGAUGGCUGGCAACCCUCGAUACAAAGUCAGUUGUGAUCCAGCCGUACCAGCUGCCUACCAGGCUAGCAUGAAGGCAUUUGAGAAGAAAAACUGUGGAGAGUCCGAGUAUUUUGGGCGUCCAGGCACUUGGCAUGAAGAGACACAGUCGUGCGAAGCCCCCGGCCCCGGGGGCACGAAUACCCAAAGAUACUACCAUCCGCUCUUUGCUAGCUCUUCAGGUGGUCCCAACAUCAGCCCGCGUUGCCACUGGGUUCCAGCUUAG
Messenger RNA from Colletotrichum costaricense, 474 nucleotides. RefSeq lists its product as uncharacterized. The transcript is spliced from 3 exons. The record is from RefSeq and is a predicted model, not a curated record. Bases 1 to 474 code for a protein of 157 amino acids. Lineage: Eukaryota; Fungi; Ascomycota; Sordariomycetes; Glomerellales; Glomerellaceae.